AUGAGGUUUAAUUACAACAUCUGUUUAAGAAUGGAGCUGUAUGGUUGCAGUAAUCGUAAGUUGUAUUUUGAAUUAUUUUGGUUUUAAGACAUGUUAUUUUAUCCUUUUUCAUUGCCAAAAAUUGCUUCAUGUCAGCUAUACAUAAAGGAUACACAUUGUGCAUUGUUAGUAACCAGGCUUAGUCUGUCUUGGUAAAGUCCUGUAUACAUAUAGUGUAUAUGUUUUAGGUACAUGUAACAUGUCUCAGGUUACACGUUUUUUUCAGACAAAUUUCCAUUUAUGGCGCCAUUUUUAUUUCACAUGCCCAACCCCUCCCCCACCACUCACACCCUACAUGCAGUGUCAAACAUGUGUAUCCAAAAAUUUUCGUGCAUUUCAAUAAUUAUGUAUUUUAGCAAAGGGCGAGGCAGGAACCUCAAUAUGAAGAUCUAUACACCCUGUAUAUCAUUGCUUUAUGAAGGCAUCCUAAAAUUUCAGGGAAUUAUGUACAUGUACAUGUAUAUUAGGAGUUUGAUAGCAUAUUAUUGUUAUUAUUCAGUUUUAUUAUUACUUUUUAUCUCUUAACUUAACUUACAAUAAUUCUUUAUUCUAUUCUUUUCAGUUACAGUUGCUGAAAAUUCUUCAGUUGCUGUUAGUACCACUCCAACAAGUAUAGCCCCUACAAAACCUGAUAAACAAAAUAGUAGCAAUUCUGGUGAAAUAUUGUCCACUUCCAGUCCCCCAGGUAACAUGUUUACUAUGUCUCCUUGAGAGUUUUGAACAGUUGCAUUACCCUUUGCACUGUGUGUUAUUUGCAACUUUGUUAACAUGAGUCAUAAUUAUUAGUGAAUCACUUUAACAUAAUUAUCUUAAUUUUCAUAGAUUCUUUGCAGACCACAGCCACAGUUCCAAACAUUGUCCUCACACAAAACAGGACAGUAGUGAGAAUACCAACUCAUGCCCCAAGAAAUGUCAGUGUGACAACUGGACCUUCGUUAUCAGGGUCUGUGCCAUCAGCGAAAACAGUGGGAGUGGCAGAAAAAGGUGGCUAUGAAGGUGGAAAGGUGUCUCGUCGUGAGAGAAGGCUGGAUCCUUUGAUGAUUGGGUCAUUAGUCACUGCUUCAUUUGUUCUUAUUGUCGUGGUACCAUUUUUGAUGUGUUUAGUUUUCCUUCGUCAUCAGAGGCAGAGAAGGUACGAAUGCUUCUCCAUCAAAUUUGUGUAUUACUUGUAUGUCUAUUAAGAGGCAUUGACUCAUACAUGAAUGUAUUUCAGUUUGGUAAACUCCCACACUACAAUACUCAGGCAAAUCUGCAUUCUUACCAGGCUCAGGUUCUCUUUCCUCAACAAAAAUAAUACAUUGGAACCUCUCCUUUGGGACCCCUCCAUUCAGACAGGGAUGUAGCUAAGAAAAUGAUAAGCGAGCUUUUUUGUUAUGGUAGUCAAGUCGGCUGUUUUACUCAUCUACGUCUCUAAAAUUCCCACACAGCUUUGUUUUCCUUUCAAUUUGAGCUGGUGAUAAGCUCUUUUUCAGCCAGAGAAAUUAGCCGGCAGCCGGCUCUUAGCAACAUCCCUGUUCAGGGGACCCAAAAUUUGGUCUCGGAGCAAUGUUCCUAUUAUCUUUGUAUCUGUUGCCUCUAUAAAAGGGACACCUCUAUUCAGGGGAAAGGGACACGUUUUCUUGGUCCCAAAACCCAGGUGUAACUCAUUUUCCCCGGGCACUAUAAAAUUAAAAUUAUUAAUCUCUAGAGAUCAAAAUAAAAAAUUAUCAAAAAUUGGCAUUACUUCUGAUCGUUACUGAAUUUGGUAUACACAAAGGAGAUUAUUUGAGCCAUUUACCUGGAUAGUUUCAUCCCCCGACCGUGGAAAUGCUCAUCACGACAAUAUUUUGAACAUGGUGAAACUUGGCCAGCAAUAAUAAUAAUAUUGCACAAAAUUAAUAUUAAAUGCAAACGGCAAAUGACGUAAAGCCAGUUUUUACCCUCCACACUCAAUGUUGCCAACAGGUAUAAAGCUUUUAAUAUUAUUACUUGUACAUGUAUUUACAUGUAGUUGAAAUAUCAGGCAGAAUAAUUUUUGUGCCCCAUUUCUUUCUUUUUUAACACAAAUGUAUAUGUUCCGUGCAUUUAGGUGUUUUUCCUCAUAUGCAGUGGGAAGUUAUGUAGCGUAUGGUGAGCCAUUAGCUUCCAGCAAACAUUCAUCUGAUAAGGAUAAUGACAGCGUUCAAGAAAUGUAAGUACAAUGAAACGUGUGAACAUUUAUUUCAGUUGCAUAUUACAUACAUGUAGAUCUCUGAAACUCAACUCAAAACAAGCAAAUUGCAAUGCCUGGUGUUGAAACGUCACGUAGCUAGAGUUACAACUGACGCCAAAAGGGGAAUUCUACACUUGGGAAUUGUUUUUAGCUCAUGGAUGACGUAGUCAUUCCAUGAGCUUUUGGAGGCACUCGAAUGGCACACAAUCAGUCACUCAACUCAACUCUCAUUAAUUUAUUCAUUAAACGUGGAUUAAAUGAUUUACUCCUACCUCCCCUACUAAGCAUUGCUAUUGUUCAAAGUGCUUUAUGCGCAUAUGUUUGGCAGAUUCUAGCACUAGAAAGGCUUACAUCAGUUUUUGGCUGAUAACAUGGAGUAGAAGCGAUCAAUUGAGUGUGAAAGAGCUAUGAUUGUGUAAUUGCGGCCGGAAGAGGGUAGUUUGUUCAGUGAAAAGCAUGAAUAAGCCAAAGAACCCUAAGUGCUUUGUCUCCCAAAAUGUGAGAGCAAAUUUCUCCCUGAUGUUAUUUCAAUUCUCUCCCCUCGUCUGCAAGGUCACUCCUUAGAAGAAAGGAGGUGUUAUUUGUAGAUCCCCCUGUCAAAUAGAAGCAUAUUCACCUGAAUAGUCAGAAGGGAUUUUAAUACAAUAUAAGACAGAGACAAAACUAAAACUUAAUCUGCUUCGUGAGUUUUAAGAAGUAAAAAAUUACUGCUACCAGCGUGCAAAGAAAGUUGUGUCCGAUAGCCUGGGGCUAGUGGAUUUUACUAUCGGGCUAGUGAAUUCUUUUCUGAACUUGCCCACCUGGCAAGUAAACUUUUUUAAGGAAUUCUAAUCACAAAAGAACUGUUAUCAACCCUGCUCAUCAUCGGGCUUGUUAAAAUGACUUUUGGGCUAGUGCAUGCUAACCACAGCUUGCCCAAAUGGCAAUGUGUAAAACUGACUUUCUUUUCACCCAUUUUAGAAUGCCAAAAGUUGUCCCUGUCACAUUUUGUAAGGGCACAAUGACAUUAAUGUUUGGAAUUUCUGGUUAGAUCAAACUAGGCACAUUAUUGUUUCUUGUUUCAAAAGACUUUAACUUGCCUUUUUUUGUUCACUGGUAAAAGUUACUAUACAGACCAGACUAACAAAUUAAUAGUCACGUACGCCGGUGGACCAAUGCACCCCCACUAUGGGGGUCUUGUUGACUAUUGAACUGUCUUUUCUACACUUAUCCAAAUUAUUCAUCCGUGAGCUGGCUUUAUCAGUAGUUGCAACUGACCCUUGAUCUUAAGUGCCCCCCCAAAAAAUUAAAUACAGGCACACUGUUCUGUUUCUUCUCAACGUUUUUUGACCCACAUGCUAGUAAACUACUCUUAAUGAAGUGCCCACCAUCUCAGCCAAACUAGGAGAUGUUGUCUGCCUUUGUCCUCAACUUCUUACAAAUCAAAUUAAAGUAUGAUCAUGUUGCAAAGAAAGUCAUGUCCAAUAGCCUGUGGCUAGUGGAUUUUGCUGUUGGGCUAUCAUGAGUGAAUUAUGAUGUUCUUUACUUCCCCAAUGGGCAAGUGAAAUUUUGGGGGGUGCAUUCGAAUUACAGAAGAAUUGUAAUCAAUCCUGCUGGUCAAGAAUUUUUUUUAAGGCUAUUUAAUAAAGAUGAUGACUCUUGGCUAGUGCAUGCUAGCUACAACUUCUUGGAAGAGAAAGCUAUAAAACUAACUUUCUUUGCCCCCUGAUCAUUCCCCCAUCCCAAUAUUACAUGACUACACUACUGAACAAGUAAUGAUAGAAUGUUUGCCCCUAGUCUGAACAUAAAUAUGAGAGGUACUCUUCAACACACUAACGUCUAAAGAAUUAUAGCAUUUUUAAAUGAAUGGCCAGUUGACCUGAACCUACGCCUCUAACAUGAGCAGUCACUACUGUACAGAAACUCAUUUACCCUUUAAGUCCCAAUAGUGACCAAGAUCAAGUUUCUCCUAACAAUAUCCAUACAUUGUCAACAGAUUAGGUAUGAGAAUUAAUAAAAUGAUCACCUAAGUAAAAAUUCCUUGAUCUUUUAUCAAAUUCUCCCAACUCAUUCUUUAAGGAAAUGUAUGGAGAUCAGUUUGGAGAAUUUGUAUGUGGAUACUGGGGCUUAAAGGGUUAAGGAAAGCAUUUGACAUGGAAUUUGUGUUCUAACUUUCCUGUUUUAUUUUCUUUUAUUCAGUGAAGAACUCAAUUCAACUAAGGAACAAUUUAACAAAGAUGAAAUCAACCUCUUGGGUCCACAUGCUGUUUAG
This is a messenger RNA of Porites evermanni, 4481 nucleotides long. NCBI's taxonomy places the organism in Eukaryota, Metazoa, Cnidaria, Anthozoa, Scleractinia, Poritidae. The record is from the annotation of a GenBank genome assembly.